AUGGCUUCUCGCCGAACAGCAUCUUCCGUUCCUGAGGGAUACAAGGAGGAUAUCUCUAAGGGCAAGAUGCUCCGAUUCGAAGACUCUCUCCCUCAACUCCCUGUCCCCAGCCUGGAAGAGACCAGCCGCCGAUACUUGAAGUCCGUGCACGCAGUUGUCUCGGAGGCCGAGUAUGCACACACCAAGAGCGCCGUGGAGGCUUUCAUCCGCCCUGGUGGCCAGGGUGAGUCUCUGCAGAAGCGCCUCGAGGCGCGCGCUGCCGAUCCCAAGAUUAAGAACUGGCUCGCCGAGUGGUGGAACCAGGCCGCCUACCUCGGCUACCGUGACCCCGUCAUUCCCUACGUCUCCUACUUCUAUUCAUACCGGGACGACCGUGAGCGUCGCGACCCAGCCAAGCGCGCAGCUGCUAUUACUACUGCCGCCCUUGAGUUCAAGGCACAGGUUGAUGAUGGCUCCCUAGAGCCAGAAUACCUUCGCAAGGAGCCCCAGGCCAUGAGCUCAUACCAGUACAUGUUCAACUGCUGCCGUAUCCCCGCCGAUGGCGAGGAUUUCCCACGCAAGUACUCUGCCGCUGAGAACCAGCACAUCGUAGUUGUGCGCAAGAACCAGUUCUUCAAGGUGCCUCUCAUCGUGGAUGGCCAGCAGCUCAACGUCUCUGAGCUGGAGCAGCAAUUCAAGCGCAUCUACGAGAUCGCACAGCCCGCACCACCGGUUGGUGUUUUGACUGUUGCUGACCGUGAUCACUGGACUGCUGCCCGCAAGACCAUCGUUGCUGCUGAUGCCGCCAACGAGCUGGCCCUGCAGGACAUUGAGUCUGCUGGCUUCGUGAUCUGCCUGGACGAUGCCAAGCCCGUCACGCUCGCAGAGCGCGCAGAGCAGUACUGGCACGGUGAUGGCUCCAACCGCUGGUUCGACAAGCCUCUUCAGUUCAUUGUUAACGACAAUGGCUCCGCUGGUUUCAUGGGCGAACACAGCAUGAUGGAUGGAACCCCCACCCACCGUCUGAACGACCACGUCAAUAACCUCAUCUUCAACAAGAAAAUCGACCUCUCUGCCAAGUCCAUCCGCUCCCAACUCGCCGACCCUAAGCCCAUCAACUUUAAGCUGAACGAUGCCUCGAACGAGGCCAUUGAUAUCGCGGCCCAAUACCACCGCAAGCAGAUUGCCUCCCAUGAGCUCGUCGUCCAAGCCUACCAGGGCUAUGGUAAGGGACUGAUCAAGAAGUUCAAGUGCAGCCCCGAUGCUUUCGUCCAAAUGACCAUCCAGCUCGCCUACUUCAAGAUGUACGGCAAGAACCGCCCUACCUACGAGUCCGCCUCAACCCGCAAGUAUGCCGAAGGCCGCACAGAAACCACCCGUUCCGUCUCCGACGAGAGCGUCGCCUUCUGCAAGGCCCACCAGGACCACACCACCCCGCGUGAGGAGGUCGUCAAGCUCUUCCGUGCCGCCCUCGCCCAGCACACUAAGUACACCCAAGAAGCCAGUUCCGGCCACGGUGUCGACCGCCACCUCUUCGGUCUCAAGAAGCUCCUCCAGCCCGGCGAGCAACUGCCAGAGAUCUACAAGGAUCCCGCCUUCGUCUACUCUUCAUCCUGGUACCUGUCCACUUCCCAACUGAGCUCCGAGUUCUUCAACGGAUACGGGUGGAGUCAAGUUAUUGACGACGGAUUCGGAAUCGCGUAUAUGAUCAAUGAGAACAGUCUCAACUUCAACAUCGUCUGCAAGCGUCUUGGUGCUGAGCGCAUGAGCCACUACCUCAACGAGGCUGCCUCCGAGCUUCGUGACCUCCUCAUGCCCGACCUUGCUGCCCAGCCCGAAAAGCCCAAGCUGUAG
This is a messenger RNA of Penicillium salamii, 1833 nucleotides long. The record is from the annotation of a GenBank genome assembly. NCBI's taxonomy places the organism in Eukaryota, Fungi, Ascomycota, Eurotiomycetes, Eurotiales, Aspergillaceae.